AUGGGAUUCGGUUUCGAUAUCGGAGUCAAGGAACUUGUUGUGGCUGUGAUGUUCACGGCUGGACGUCCAAUACUGGCCGGAGGGAGGUUUCCUACUGGAGAAGGCAGACGACUUGAGAAACCUCAACAACCUCUGUGCACUUGUGUACCUCGAUCAUCGGAUGGACUUCCUAGGAAAAGUCAGGAAGCCUCCACAACUCUACUUAAGGAGAUAUGGUAUCGAAGUCAGCAGUCGCGUCAUGGGGGGAUGAAGAAAUAG
Messenger RNA from Sclerotinia borealis F-4128, 258 nucleotides. The record is from the annotation of a GenBank genome assembly. Lineage: Eukaryota; Fungi; Ascomycota; Leotiomycetes; Helotiales; Sclerotiniaceae.